Eremothecium cymbalariae DBVPG#7215 is the source of this 1647-nucleotide messenger RNA. It is a transcript of the gene THI6, whose product is annotated as bifunctional hydroxyethylthiazole kinase/thiamine-phosphate diphosphorylase. Gene Ontology annotation, biological process: thiamine biosynthetic process. Gene Ontology annotation, cellular component: cytoplasm. Bases 1 to 1647 code for a protein of 548 amino acids. The record is from RefSeq and is a predicted model, not a curated record. Lineage: Eukaryota; Fungi; Ascomycota; Saccharomycetes; Saccharomycetales; Saccharomycetaceae. Gene Ontology annotation, molecular function: magnesium ion binding; ATP binding; thiamine-phosphate diphosphorylase activity. The transcript has a single exon.
AUGAUUGAGAAAUGUGAUGUAAAUUACAGACUAUAUCUGGUAACCGAUUCAGAUAUGUUGCCAGAUGGGAAGUCAUUUGAGCAUCAGGUUGAGUCAGCUUUGAAGGGUGGUGUAACUUUAGUUCAGUUAAGAGAAAAGGAGUGUGAGUCUAAGGAAUUUUUGGAGAAAGCUUACAGAUUAAAGGAUCUCUGUUCCAGGUAUAAUGUUCCAUUGAUUAUUAAUGACAGAGUAGAUAUUGCACUAGCAGUAGACGCAGAUGGUGUCCAUGUGGGGCAGUCAGAUAUACCAGUUCCUGUUGUGAGGAAGUUGCUAGGACCUAAAAAGAUUAUUGGUCUCAGUGUUGGGUACUCCCAUGAAGUUGAGCAGUUGGCAGAAUGGGGCCCAGGGUGUGUAGAUUACAUUGGUAUAGGUAUGAUAUUCUCUACUGCGACCAAAAAGAAUCCAAAAAAACACCCUAUGGGCACUGAUGGUGCUAUAACUAUUUUGGAUGCGCUAGAGAAAUGUGAUGCAUCAUGGUGUAGAUCUGUUCUCAUUGGCGGCAUACACUUGAAUAACGUUGCAAGAGUUUUACUUCAAAGCGCUAGCACGAGUGGCAGAAGAGCUACUGACGGUAUCGCUGUUGUGAGUGAAAUUAUGGCAAGUACAGAUGCGUUAUCUGCAACGGUAAGCUUGAGAAAGGUUUUGGAUUCUGGGCGCUAUCCUUAUAUUAGUGCUAGUGCUACUGGUAGCAUCGCAAGUUCACAUGAGAUCAAUGUUCAAGAAGUCACUGACUAUCUUCAUUUGGUAUCGGGAAGGUCACCAUUAGUAGUGCAUAUCACUAAUCGUGUUCAUGAAAAUUUAGCUGCAAACAUAUCUCUGGCAUUAGGAGGCUCUCCAAUCAUUACUUCAAAUGCUGCGGAAUGUUACGACCUCGCACGGAUUAAGUAUGGUUCUUUAUUCAUUAAUACAGGGACUAUUCUGCCGUUAGAUUCGUGCCUAAAUGCAGCAAAAGCUUAUAAUGAUGCUAAACUGCCCAUUGUAUUUGAUCCUGCUGGUUAUUCAGCAACCAAAGUUAGGUUUGAUUUGAAUAAUCAGAUAUUGAAGGGUGCCCAAUUCACCUGUAUUAAGGGCAAUGCUGGAGAAAUUUCGUCUUUGGAUUGUUUAAGUGUCGCCACCACACGCGGUGUUGAUGCUAGUGAUGUAGGGAAAGAUAUAAGUGCAUUGAUUUGUUCUGCACGGAAUGUAGCCUAUCGUUAUAGAACAGUUGUUGUACUGACUGGCGAGCAUGAUAUUAUUGUAGAUGGAUCAUUAGGUUAUAACUUUAAUUUGACGCAGGGUAAUUAUCUUAAGCCGCAGGAUUUGCCCACAUAUGUGAUUCAUGCAGGGUCUUUUCCGAUAAUUUCAAGUGUUACUGCUACUGGUUGUUCAUUGGGAACAGUUAUAGCGUCUAUUCUAGGUGCUAUUUCUGACUUACACUCAGUAUAUCAUGCUGUUAUUGCCGCUGCUGUCAUCUAUAAAGCAGCUGGGAGAAUAGCAUCUCAACGCGCAAAGGGCAAUGGUAGUUAUCAGACAGAGCUUCUUGACGCCCUGUACAUGCUGGCUCGGUGUGAGAGGGAAGAGUUGAUAUCCCAAUUGUUAGGAUGUGAUAUUCUGAUUAGAAGAGUUUGA